CUUGAACGUAGCGCAAAAUCAUCUUGGAACGCAUCGGUAAUUUAUAUCGGACUUCGGAGUGGGAUUUUCAGGUUGCUUCAAAAAUGUCGAAGUCUAUUAAUUUACAAGAUCUUGUAAAACAUAUAGUGAAUGGAACCUUGGAACAUAAAGUUUGCCAAGUUUGUCUUAAGCCUGUGCAAGACCAUUGCCAGAAUAUUUAUUCAAGGAUUUGCACUGAAGACAAAACGUAUUGCAUAGCAGAUGUUUUAGAGCAAGUUUGUGAUUUAAAGAUAAUGAACACAGCUGAAUAUAAAAUAUGUACGAGCUGUUUUGUAGCUGCUACGCAGGCCUACAAAUUCUAUCUAACAACACGAAGAAGUCAUGAAGUUUUAGACUAUUAUGUCAAUGAAAUCAACAAUCAACUUCAUUCAAACAUCCCACAAGACUUAACAUCUGACUCUCUUUGCAUUACUCUACCGAUGAUAUUAACAAGUACCAUAGACUGUGAUAACAAUGUGAAUAAAUUUCCACAAAAUGGCUUACAAACUAAAAGUGCAAUUUAUAACUUAACCGAAGGAUCAAAUAAUGUAGUAAAAAAAGAAACAAAAGAAAUUGAUACCAAGAAUGAUGAUGAUUUUGUUAUCGUAUUGAAUGAAAAUGGCGAACCCGAAUUUUAUGAAACCCAAAAAGACGGAACUUUAAUUCUUGUAGAUAAUCAAGUAAGCUUAAAUCACUAUUUGAAUCAAUUGCCAGAUUCUAAUGUAAAGAAGUUGAAGCAGUUAUCUGAUUCCAAUUUUAAGUCAAAUCAUUUAUUGGAUUCUAAUGUUAAGAAGAAGGGGAGAAGGAGAAAUCCAAUGGAGUACAAGCGCUGCAGUCAAUGCCCUGUUCGUUACAGGUUCGUUAGUAAAUUGAAGGAACACAUGAAGGAAGAACAUGGGAUUGAUCUUUUUGUUUGUCAGGUCUGCCAAGCAAUAAUAGAAGACGAAAAUGAAUUCAACAAACAUCUGCAAACUCACACGGGUAUACACACUUGUUCAAUUUGCAAUAUGGUGUUCAAGAAACGUCAAACCAUCAUAUCCCAUUUCAAAUGGCACGAAGAAGUUAAAGCCAUGACCCAAUCUGAUGGUGCCCAUGUUUGUGAAGUUUGCGGUUUGUUUUUUAAGGAUGGAGAGGCUUUGAAGGAGCACCACGACAAAAAGCAUGUGAAGAAGUUCACAUGUUACUUCUGCGGGAGAAUGUACAAAGGGGAACUCAGCUUCGAUCUGCAUAUCAAGAAGCACGAAAUGAACAAUGAUAUAAAGCAAGAGAAAAAUAAACCAAAAGCGGAAAUUACGAAGAAGAGGAAACGCAAGUUCACUUGCGGAACGUGCGGACGCGACUUCGUGGACGAGCGGGCCCUACUGUGGCACGGGAGACUACACACCAACGAGAGACCUUACUCUUGUGACGUGUGCGGCCGCGGGUUCGUGUCGCUCAACAGACGCAACCAGCACGUGGUGUGUGCGCACACGGCGCCGUCGCGCCGCUGUCCUCUAUGCCCCGCUCUGUUCCAUCUACGCUCUAUGGUCAACACGCACAUAAAAAAGGUCCACCUAAAAGUCCACAAGCGUCCCACCCGGGCCAGCAGGCAUCAGAACGUCGUUUGGAAGACGGAGACGGUUCCCAUCCAGGAGUUGAGCGUUUCUAUACAGAACGAGAUACUGGAACUGCAAGCAGCGCAGAAUGAAGCCAAGAGGAUGUCCAAAUCGUGACGACGAAAGUUACUUCAGACUUCUUGUAGAAGUUCCAUAACGUUUGAGGUCUUCAUAGACAAGCUGGAUGCAGUUGUUGGGCAAGUCACAGGCAAUCCCGAUAUCCCGAAAUGUUGUACGCGAUACAAAAAUUACGUACAGAUGUUUAAUGCAUACACAAUGCUAACACCGUGUAUAUGCGCUAUUGUUAUCAAACCAUUACCGUACCACUACAAGGCACGGGUCUCGUAUCAGAACGAGAAGGUAGGCCGUAGCCCACCACGCUGUUCACGUGCAGAUUGGUAGAGUACACACAUGGCUCAAUAGGCAUACUCACGGGCAUGAAGUUUCAUUCACCGUUAAAGCGAGUGCAGAAACACUCGCCUCUCGGACAAGCCCUUCUUUCUUACUUCCGAAAAGUAAGAAAGAAGGGCUUGUCCGUAUCUGAACUCUGAUCACAAUAAUAAUAAUCGUUUAUUUCAGGCAAUAUGCAAAACCCGUACAUGUGAAGAUGUUAAUAAAAUAUGUAUUUAUACACAUUAACACAAAAAGUUCGUAAUAUAACGAGCAUCACAGUGUCCCGUUAGGCGCUAUGUCAGCCAGUGUUUGAAAAUGGGAUUCUCCGGGCACUCGGACGAUUCAUUGAGGAAUAAAUUCUUCCAAGUUUUACAUCUAGGCUUAUACCGCUCACCACGUUAAGAUGCUAUGUAGGGCUCUUACAGACUCUUAAAUUACUUAAAACGCACAUACUGACUUUGAUAAGCGAGAGCGUGCCGGAGUUCGAACUCGCCUACCGCGCACACUUUGACGUGGUGCACAAAUAACUCUUGAGAACCAACGCAUGUACUCUAGAUUCGAAGAAGGUGAAAAUAUGCAUUAAACCAUGAUCUUAUUUCUAGUAGCUGAACACGAGUGAAAACUUAUAUCUUCGUUCUUUAAAAUAUGAAAAACCAAGUCGCUCUCGCUGUUUGUACACGUAGAUAUUUUCAACUACGCAACGAAUUUUAAUAGAAAGAUUCAAUGGGAAGGUUUAUAUGUACCUACUAUACAUUCGUAUUAUAAAUAAAAAAUAAUAAAUAAAUUAUUUUAUUCGUAUUAUAGAAGAGAAACAUAAAGAAAUUGAAAGAUUUGUAGAGUGAUGUCGCAACAAACCAUAUGAGAUAGAUUAAAUUAAUGUGCUACGGAAUUUUAUUGUUAACACGUUGGCUGCGGAAAACACAGACGUUUGCGUUUUAAAACUACGUAACGCAUGUACCUACAAGGAUGCGGCCAAACACGCUGAGCGUGUUUUUACGGCGUUCUGCGAGUGCGGGCGAACACAAACGUGUUGUUUUAAAUAUACUGCAAGAGCGGCAUUUACGCAACAAGUGUGUUAAUAACUCUUAACUGGCCCACAUUAGUAUCUACAUUGUAACCGUGCGAAGCCGGGGUGGGUCGCUAGUAGUUAAUAAUGUGUUAAUUUAUUUUGUAUCCAAUCAAAAACAUUAAUGUAAUAAUACAUAAGAAAACUUCGACAACGUAAUAAAACAUUAUAUAAAA
Messenger RNA from Pararge aegeria (speckled wood butterfly), 3248 nucleotides. Its product is annotated as zinc finger protein 141-like. The coding region runs from base 84 to 1730 and encodes 548 amino acids. Gene Ontology annotation, molecular function: zinc ion binding; RNA polymerase II cis-regulatory region sequence-specific DNA binding; DNA-binding transcription factor activity, RNA polymerase II-specific. Gene Ontology annotation, biological process: regulation of DNA-templated transcription. Gene Ontology annotation, cellular component: nucleus. NCBI's taxonomy places the organism in Eukaryota, Metazoa, Arthropoda, Insecta, Lepidoptera, Nymphalidae. The transcript is spliced from 9 exons. The record is from RefSeq and is a predicted model, not a curated record.